Messenger RNA from Marmota flaviventris (yellow-bellied marmot), 2947 nucleotides. RefSeq names its product N-myc downstream regulated 1 (gene Ndrg1). NCBI's taxonomy places the organism in Eukaryota, Metazoa, Chordata, Mammalia, Rodentia, Sciuridae. The record is from RefSeq and is a predicted model, not a curated record.
CGGCUCCCCGCCGUCGCACCGGAGAGCGCGCCGAUCCUUACUUCUCCCCAGUGUUGUCGCUGGACGCUGCGCCACCACCCUAGCCACCGGCUCCUUUCCUCUCUCCCUCUGAUUUAGCAGGCAGGUGACAACUCGGACAUGUCUCGAGAACUACAGGACGUGGAUCUGGCCGAGGUGAAGCCUUUGGUGGAGAAAGGAGAGACCAUCACUGGCCUCCUGCAGGAGUUUGACGUUCAGGAGCAGGACAUCGAGACGUUACAUGGCUCCCUGCACGUCACGCUGUGUGGGACCCCCAAGGGAAACCGGCCCGUCAUCCUCACAUACCACGACAUUGGCAUGAACCACAAAACCUGCUACAACCCCCUCUUCAACUACGAGGACAUGCAGGAGAUCACCCAGCACUUUGCCGUCUGCCACGUGGACGCCCCUGGCCAGCAGGAUGGUGCUCCCUCCUUCCCCGUGGGGUACAUGUACCCCUCUAUGGAUCAACUGGCCGAGAUGCUUCCUGGGGUCCUUCAGCAGUUCGGGCUGAAGAGCGUCAUCGGGAUGGGCACAGGAGCGGGCGCCUACAUCCUGACCCGCUUUGCGCUGAACAACCCCGAGAUGGUGGAGGGCCUCGUCCUGAUCAACGUGAACCCUUGUGCGGAAGGCUGGAUGGACUGGGCGGCCUCCAAGAUCUCUGGAUGGACUCAAGCCCUGCCAGACAUGGUUGUGUCCCACCUCUUUGGGAAGGAGGAAAUGCACAGCAACGUGGAGGUGGUGCACACCUACCGCCAGCACAUCCUGAACGACAUGAACCCCGGCAACCUGCACCUGUUCAUCAACGCCUACAACAGCCGCCGGGACCUGGAAAUUGAGCGGCCCAUGCCAGGAACCCACACCGUCACCCUUCAGUGCCCUGCUUUGCUGGUGGUCGGGGACAACUCUCCUGCCGUGGACGCUGUGGUGGAGUGCAACUCAAAACUGGAUCCCACGAAGACCACCCUCCUCAAGAUGGCGGACUGUGGCGGCCUCCCGCAGAUCUCCCAGCCAGCCAAGCUCGCCGAGGCCUUCAAGUACUUCGUGCAGGGCAUGGGAUACAUGCCCUCUGCCAGCAUGACCCGUCUGAUGAGGUCCCGCACCGCAUCCGGCUCCAGCGUCACCUCCCAGGAGGGCACCCGCAGCCGCUCCCACACCAGCGAGGGCACCCGCAGCCGCUCCCACACCAGUGAGGGCGCCCGCAGCCGCUCCCACACCAGCGAAGGAGCCCAUCUGGACAUCACCCCCAACUCGGGUGCCACUGGGAACAGCGCGGGCCCCAAGUCCAUGGAGGUGUCCUGCUAGGCGGCUGCGCCCGCGCCCUGGACUCUGGUCUCUGUAGCGGCUCCCCUCCAGCCCCUCCCGCCUCUGCCUGCACCCUGCACUAACUUGGUAUUAAUCCAAAGCUUAUUUUGUAAGAGUGAGCUCUGGUGACGACAGGUUGGGUCUGUCUAGGGUGCCUCUUUGAUAAGGGUGGGCAGUGGGGGACCUACAGAAAGAGGCAUCUUUGUGUCCUGUUUUCAUUAACUAGUGGCCUGGCUGCCACUCUUUAACCCGCCCUCAGAGACACCCAGCUGCCCAAAACAAAAACCAGCAGCAAACACUUUGCAAUCCAGCUCGGGCUGAGCAGCUGAGCGGCUUCCAGGUUCCAACGCCUGGUGUGUCCCCAGCCCACCUACUUCCUGCUUCCUCUCCAACUGCAGACAGACUGGCCCAAGUCCUAGAAGCCACCCAUUUCUGACGAGGUGGAGUGUGGCUACUUCUUUUACAUAGGCAAAACAGGAAGGUAGAAAAAGAGGUGGAAUUUAGGUGGAGGCUGAACAUUAAGAAAAAUAAGUCCAUGUAAUUCACUUGAAGAAGUCAGCUUUUACUGUCAGUGCAGAUAUAAGCUUCUGAGGCACGGGAGCCUGUUGCUCUGGUCUCCUUUUAACAUACGAGGAAAGCCGGCCACAGACCCCGCUGUAUUUAUAAAACAGCUUGGGGUGAGUGCUCCUUGGCACAUGUCGGAGGCAUUAGCCCUGCCGUCUGCCUCCCCGGCAGCCCCUGCCUCCCCCCCACCUACGUGACUGAGUGAUUCUUUUUGUUCAUGGGGAACAUCUUUUAGAUUUGUAGCUCACGCUCUGGAGUGGAGGGAGACGUUUGGUCAGCUGUCCCUGGCCGUGAUGGGUCUCCAGGGUGGGGAGGGGGGCGGGAGGGGCCCCGAUGACUAGAAGUUAAGGGAUUCUAGUGGUUGUGCUGGGAUCCAGUGCCCUGGUGAUUUCUGUGGAUCCCAGGCUGUUUCCCAGGAAUCUGUGAUUGAGUUAAGUCCAGCCUCCAAUCGUUGACUUGGGGGGUUGACCUGAACUUGAAAGCUGGAUGUCUCUGACCUAGGGUCAUGACUGUCUCCAGGUGAACUCUUUGCUCUUGUUGGGGAUGGGAUUUCAUGUGGGGAGUGGGCUGGGAAAACCGAGGGUUCUGGAAUAACACAUUCCACAGGAGUUUCCUUGCGUCUGCUGCCACCCCUCUCCCCGCCCCUCUAACCUCCUUCUGCUGAAUGGGGCAGUGCCACCGACUCUUCUGAGCAGCGUCAGCACAGCUGUCCAGUUCCUGAACUACUGCCUUUUGAUUUUCAUUUUGGCUAACCGUGGAUUUUCUUAUAGGAAGUUUGAUCAGAGUGAAUCGAAUAUUGAGAAUCAGCCUCUGGGCCUUGGUGAUUUCCAGGUCCCUCGAGCUGGCAGAAGGAAGUAGUCCUGCCAUCAAGGUGCUUGAGAGGCAGUGACUCAGUUUACCUGCCACCUGGCCACGCGGAGGCUUCCCUGACCUCGUGCAGGGAUCCAGGCAAGAGUGGCUGAAUGCAGACCAGAAACUAUUGUCCAAGUCUUUCCAGAGGACUUUCUUAAUGAGAUAUUUGUAUUUAUUUCCAGACCAAUAAAUUUGUAACUUUGCAGUG